UUCAAGAAUCCCUCCAGAAUGCCCAUGAAAAAACCCUGAUAUAUACCUACACUAAAUAUGUUUCGAUUUUCUUUUUCGAUCAUUUCAUUUCAUUUGAUAAAAAGAAAGCUUUAAAAUCGUUGUCCUUUUAGCCUAAAUCUGUUUUACUCUAAUAUCACUGCCAAUGACAAGCCACGAAGACGAUCUUGAUCUCCUUUUGUCUCUUCAAGAGAGGGUUUUGGAAACGCCUCCUGCUUCCCCUUCAAGUCCCCACUCUCAGUCUCCAGGCUACCUAUCAGAUGAUGGAUCGCCAAGGCGAAGAGGGAAAGCAGACUUGUCUGUUUUUAAGGAUUUUGUUGAAGAUUGCCUUGAUUAUGAACCCAAAUCAGUUGAGAGACAUGCUAAGCCAAAGCCACAGAGUUCAAAUGAUAUUCAAGUUGAGAAGUUUUCAGGUUUGCGUAUAAGGAAGCAAUUGGUCAGCCCUGCAAAGCUAAGUGAGCACUUGUCUGACAUUCGUUUUGUUCGGCUACCGACUUUGAAGAAUUUGUUGGUGGGAGACACCCUUUAUGGUUGUUGGGCAACCAUAGGAGUACUGAUUGAAAAGGGGAUUCCAAAGACUAGCUCUAUUGGGAAAAGCUAUAGCAUAUGGAAAAUUGGGUGCUUAGAUAAAAAUACUGUUUCUCUUUUCUUGUUUGGUGACGCUUAUGAGCAGAACAGUAAGGAGCAGGUUGGAACCGUUUUUGCAUUAUUCAGUUGCACUGUUCGCAAAGACACCAAGGGAUCAGGGUUUUCCUUGAGUGUUGCUGCACCCAACCAAAUUCUAAAGAUUGGUACUUCAGCUGACUAUGGAGUUUGCAAGGGAAGAAGAAAAGAUGGGACGGCUUGCACAAUCAUUUUAAAUAAACGUCAAGGUGCUUAUUGUCAAUAUCACAAAUCGAAAGCGUCAGAAAGAUAUUCCACAAAGCGAACUGAGCUAAUGGGAGGGAACUUGAGAAGAGCAUUUAGAAAUCCUCCUAGAUCGGAAGGAAUAUACAUGGUUGAUCCUCUAUCUGAUAGAACAAACAUGGAAAAGGCCUCUAAGCCAGUUAAACUACUGUCUGUGGAUGCACUCAAACGGGCAUUAAGAAAUGGAGAUAAAGUGACAACAAAUAGACACUCUCAAGGCAUAAGGUUUCUUAAUGCAGUUACAGGGGAAAUGAGUACUAAAUUAGUAAAUGGAGCAUCCAAAAAGCCUGAUCAACAAACGGUUGGCUCUGAGAAGAGGAAAGAGUCUAGUGUAAAACAAGAUACAUCUCUAAAAAGAAACAAACAUCUGGAUUCAAAAAGAAGGAAGCUAGAGCAGGAGCAAACUUUGGAAGACCAUUGGAACCAGCGAUGGAAACUCGAUUGACCUCUAUAUUUUUAGUUCAGAUGAUGUUCAGUGUUAUGGUGCACCGAAGUUAAACAAUCCUUUGCCUUGAGUGCACAUAGGUCCUAUCUCCAUAGUAGGUUUGCAAAGUUGGCUAUGCAGGCUAGUUCUUGUUUUCCAAAUUCUAAUAACUCUUUAACUUGUAGUUUUCAAGCUGAAGGUAUGUAGACGUAAGUUGGAUACAACACGGGCAGUUUUCAUUUCUUUGAACAACUAUUAACUUAGUUCUUGUCAAUUUAUCACUAGGAUUAAAAAUCAUAUUAUUGUUUGAAGGGAGGUUAAGUUUGAGUCUCAUUUGUGUCACCAUGUGUGGGGUUGUAAUGAUUUUUUAUGGUAAUUGUUGAUAUAAUUCUAAA
This is a messenger RNA of Gossypium raimondii (Peruvian cotton), 1743 nucleotides long. RefSeq lists its product as uncharacterized. The record is from RefSeq and is a predicted model, not a curated record. NCBI's taxonomy places the organism in Eukaryota, Viridiplantae, Streptophyta, Magnoliopsida, Malvales, Malvaceae. The coding region runs from base 164 to 1369 and encodes 401 amino acids. Gene Ontology annotation, cellular component: replication fork protection complex; nucleus. The transcript is spliced from 11 exons. Gene Ontology annotation, biological process: DNA replication initiation; DNA replication. Gene Ontology annotation, molecular function: single-stranded DNA binding; DNA replication origin binding.